This is a messenger RNA of Necator americanus (New World hookworm), 834 nucleotides long. RefSeq lists its product as uncharacterized. Lineage: Eukaryota; Metazoa; Nematoda; Chromadorea; Rhabditida; Ancylostomatidae. The coding region runs from base 1 to 834 and encodes 277 amino acids. The transcript has a single exon. The record is from RefSeq and is a predicted model, not a curated record.
AUGAAGGACAGCCAUGCGAGCAAACAGGGUUUCGAAAAGGAUUCAGCACGAUUGACCUACUGUACAUAUUCACACUGUUUCGAAACUCAUCGAGGUAUCACGAGAGUACAAGAUGCCGCUCUGUCUCACCUUCAUCGACUUAAGAAGGCCUUCGACUCGAUUGAGACGGAAGCGGUCGUGGAAGCCUUGGACAACCAAGGCGUCCCUACUCAGUAUAUAAAGGUACUUCGGGAGUUGUACAGUAACUUCACGACCGGAAUUUCGCCAUUCUACAAGAACAUCAUCAUUGACGUGAAGAGGGGGGUCCGGCAGGGUGACACAAUUUCACCCAAAAUAUUCACAGCCACCCUCGAGAACGCAAUGCGAAAGUUGGAAUGGGACGACAUGGGAGUGAAGGUUGAUGGUCGGCAGCUACACCAUUUGCGCUUUGCUGAUGACAUCGUACUAGUAACACCUAGCAUCAGCCAAGCGGAACGAAUGCUGACCGAAUUCGACGAAACAUGUGGAUGCAUCGGUCUUCAGCUGAAUCUACAAAAGACGAUGUUCAUGCGGAGCGGAUGGGUCUCGGAUGCCCCAUUCACGCUCAACGGAACGAACAUAUCCGAAUGCACCAGCUACGUUUAUCUGGAUCGGGAACUGAACAUGAUGAACGACCUGACCCCCGAGCUGGGCAGGAGGAGAAGCGUACAAGAGCAUCGAAGAUGUAGUGAAGAAGACCAGGAACACCCGACUCGGUGCUCACCUCUUCAACACCACCGUACUUCCUGCUUUGACCUAUGCUUCGGAAAGCUGGGCAUUUCGCAAGCAGGAAGAAAACGCGGUGAGCGUCAUUGA